Symbiodinium sp. CCMP2592 is the source of this 1509-nucleotide messenger RNA. NCBI's taxonomy places the organism in Eukaryota, Dinophyceae, Suessiales, Symbiodiniaceae. The record is from the annotation of a GenBank genome assembly.
AUGGACGAGGAGCUUUUUGGGAUCUUCCGCUUCGCCCGCAAAGUGGUCACUCCUUUCAAGGAUAUCUGCUUGGAGCUUGUGCUUCAGCUGCAGCAAGAUUGGUGUACGCAGUUCACGUUGCAAGCCAACACCAGCGACCUCGAGAACAAGAUCUCGGCCCUCGCGACAGAGUGCCUCUCCUCGAAGGUGUUCGACAUGCCGCCGGACGUGGCCAUGAAUGGGCAGGAGUUGAAAGUCAAGUUUCGCCGGAGCUCUACAGACGAGACGGUGCUGUCAGAAGCAUUGGGGAUGUUCUUGACUACAACGCAGGAGCUUCUUGAACACUUUCGAUAUCUUCGCAGCUCACCGUCGAAGGCCGCUGCCUUGAUUUCACCGCAAUCAGAUGAAAACAGUGAGCAAACUAAGAAGCUCGUCCUGAGCCAGAUGAAGUCCGAAUGGGAACUGGUGCUGCGGCUGGAAGGCAAUCCCGCUUCGGCUUGUGAGCUGCACGAGCACUGCAGGUACGUGACUUACCACUGCUUUCGGGAAGUGAUGGCUGUGUGGGAGAAACACGCUUGGACAGUCCACCCAGAAGCCCUCAGCCUCACUUUGGCUUGGUUCCCGGAGUUCGCAUGGUCAUCGAAUAUCGAAUCCUUGUUCAAGGAGAUGACAGCAGCUGUGAAGCGGAGUGGCCAGAGUGAUGUGGGCUCUCUUCCGAACCUGAUGGCUGUGGCGAUCAGGGGCCUCCACCGUCGUUUGUGCAUCGGCGACGACAGCCCGCAGGCUUUGUCACUCGAGAAGGAGGAUUGGAUGGAGCGAGAUCCGAUCGAGGAAAUGCAAUUCUUCUGGAUGCCAGCCCUGAAGCUGAAGGAGCUGCCGUUUUCCUUCAAAGGCCCCUUGCCUGCGAGGGAAGUGGAUGAGACCAACAUCCCGCUGGACGCCGCUGUGAUGGCUGAUCCCCUAUCCAUGAAUCAGAGCACCCAUGCAUUGACUUUGGAUGUUGGGAGGAAUUUCGUGCAGAAGCUGCUCUUGAGGCCUGAUGAGGUGCGAUUCUUUGAUUACAGCAUUCACCUGGCUGAGCCUUCGUUGUCCGACAAGUGUGGUACCAGCCUCAUCCUGCGACGGGGCAUGAAAGAUUUGUCAUUGAUGGGCUGGUUGGUGACAAGCGGAGACAUCCUGAAGCUGACCGUCAAGAACUUGAUGGACUUCAUGGAUUCACGGGGGACCCGCAUGCCGAAGAACACCACGAAGGCACAACGCAUCCGAAAGAUUCUCUCGAUGGACGACAUUCAGCAAGAAUGCGGUGAAAAUGUGCUCAAUGCGAUCCUGAAGAAGCUGGAGCAGCAGGAAGAGAAGAGAAGAAAGAAAGACGAAACAGGAGCCGAGCCAGCCAAGGAGGGAGAGAUCCAUUGGGAAGAGCUCGAAGAAGAUGCUGCUACGGCUGCCUGCCGGCAGUUGCUUGGGCAGCAGGAUGAAGAGGAGCAGGAUGCUCCUGAUGACGAUGAUGAGGCUUCUAAGUUGCAUUUGUGA